AUGAAGCAAGAAAUCAAUCAAUUAGGGUUACUGCAAUUAGGUGUCAUUCUAGAACUUGAAACACUAAGGUAUGAUCAUUCCACUGUCGAGGCUCCGACCCCUUUGUUAAUCUACCUAGUCGCUAAACUUUUGGAGGAAGCAGAAGCCAGGAAGAAGAGGAGGAGGCCACGUUACACUUUUGAGCAAGAGCUUACAUCUCUAUGGGAGAAGAUGAGGCGCCGUGACAUUGCGAAGGAGGAUCGAUCAAAGCUGAUAUCUGAAGCUGUACAAAAGAUGAAGGGGAAGAUCCCAGAGAUUGCACGUUCAAGUGUUUCUUCCCGUGUGCUUCAGACUUGUGUCAAGUAUUGCUCACAAGCUGAAAAGGAAGCUGUGUUCAAUGAGCUCCAGCCGCGCUUUCUUGACCUGGCGUCUAAGAAAUAUGCUGUUCACGUGUUGACCAAGAUGUUGGAUGGAGCGUCUAAGCCGCAGCGGGCAGUCUGUAUAUCCAGCCUCCGGGGACGCGUGGCUCGUCUCCUCCGUCACAUGUCCGGAUCUAUUGGUAUGUGGAGUAGUGAUGUUUAA
Microthlaspi erraticum is the source of this 561-nucleotide messenger RNA. The record is from the annotation of a GenBank genome assembly. NCBI's taxonomy places the organism in Eukaryota, Viridiplantae, Streptophyta, Magnoliopsida, Brassicales, Brassicaceae.